Messenger RNA from Strongylus vulgaris, 1020 nucleotides. The record is from the annotation of a GenBank genome assembly. Lineage: Eukaryota; Metazoa; Nematoda; Chromadorea; Rhabditida; Strongylidae.
AUGAUUGGCAUCAAUCAGCAUUCCCUGUUGUUGGUAGACGGAUGGAAUAUUGAGCAUCGCCGAGACUGCGAGCCAUCUUCCGCUUCUGCUAUCCCAAGAUGUCCUCGUCGAAAUCAGGAAAACAGCAACGUUUCACUCCAAAACUCGGAUUUGAAGCUGGAUGACAAAAUGCACAAUUAUUCUAGCGCCUCUGCUUCCUUGAAGACGGAACAAUCUCAUCACUUUCUUCACCCCGUCAAAAACGGACGUAGAUUACCUUUGAAACGAACGUCGUCUCCUGGUUGCCUUUGCGUCGUCACUUCAAAGCAGAAGCCAGAGGGUAUAAGCGCUCGUGCAGGAAUAAAGCCAUAUCAUGGCAAUGCUCGCGUAGACAAUUCUCUUCUGGUAACAACAAGGAAGUUUAUGGCGUUGAAAAACAUCAAUGACACAGUGAACCUGAACAACGCUGCGGAAGAACUCAAUGUGCCAAAACGUCGGCUAUAUGAUAUCACAAAUGUGCUUGAAGGUAUUGACCUGGUAGAGAAAAUCGGCAAGAAUAGCAUACGAUGGAAGACAAAUGAUGGGGACGCAUCUGUGCUUGAUGCAUUAAAGGCAGAAUGCCGGAAUUUGCAAGCGGAAGAAGUUGAACUUGACGCUGUGCUACUUGAUCUGGCAUCUACUGUAAAGCUUAUAAGAGAAGACCCAACAAGCAGCCCUCAUGCAACCUAUCUAUGUCCACCAGACUCGUCAACACAUUCCAGUGUUGAGGACGUCCUAUCAACAGGCGACCAUAUUGAAGAUCCAUGUGAUCCUUGUACCAAGAAGUUUGAAUCAUUUCCGGUAGAAUCUGUUAUUGAAUCAGGACAUAUCGAAGAAAGAAAACUUUCUAACAUUAGUGAGGACACGUCUUCAAAUGAAUUUGUGUUGCCCAAAACACAAUUUCGCCGCGAUUCAUUAUCGGAUUUAGUCACGCCGGAUGUCGCCGUGCUGCACACUAGCACGGGCAUCAGUCCUUUGAAGGUACUUGUCUUUUAUCAUUGA